UCUGUUUGAAACUUAGCUUGCUUGGGAAAACUGUUCAUAGAAUUAAAAAAUUAUAUUCAAACACACAAGAGCACAGAAAAUCUGAAUUAAUUAUUGCCCAGUCAUGUCCAAGCCCACCACUAUUAAAGAUGCCCUUACUAAGUGGGAGGACCAAAACAAACAGGAGGCGGCCACUGCCACGGAAAUAGGGUUGCAGUUUCGCUACCCACCCAUUGAAAAGAUGGACAACACCCUCAGCUCUCUGACCGAAUGCCAAAGGUUAAGCCUCUCCUCGAAUAUGAUCGAGAAGAUCUCUGGAAUUGCAGGAAUGAAGAACUUGAGGGUCCUGAGCCUGGCCAGAAACAACCUAAAAACUCUAAACGGCAUUGAGGUUCUGGCCGACACGCUUGAAGAGCUGUGGGUCAGCUAUAACAACAUCGAGAAGAUCAAGCCCCUCGAGUCGAUGAAGGCCAUCAAGGUGUUCUACAUAUCCUUCAACCUCAUCAAGGACUGGGCCGAGUUCAUGCGCAUCGCCGUGCCCCCGAAUCUGGGCGAGAUCACCUUCGUGGGCAACCCCCUGAACGAGAAUAUGGAUCCUGCGGUUUUCGUAGCCGACGCUGUGCGUCGUCUGCCCAAUUUGAAGAAGCUGGACGGGGAGCCAGUCAUUCGUUAGUUGGAGAUGUUUUCAACAACAGCAAAAAACAGAGGCCUGGUAAUCCUAGCACCUUGUAAACCGAACAGAAAAAUUCUAAAAACCAGAAUUCCAUUGACGUGACCUCUGUGUGUAUUCAAUUUUUUGCAUUUCUUAUUGCCAAUGCCUAGACAGAGUUUUCCAAUUUUCAAAGCGUUGUUGAUGCUGCUGAUGAGCUCCAUUGUUUUGCCUGACCAUGUUUUCCCUAGACUUUUAUCUCACCCCUUUGAAAAAUGUAGGGGGCUUUCAUUUCACUCGAAUAAACUCAGCAUCUAUAUGAAGAAAAAUA
Molecule: messenger RNA, 959 nt
Organism: Drosophila bipectinata
Lineage: Eukaryota; Metazoa; Arthropoda; Insecta; Diptera; Drosophilidae
Product: dynein axonemal light chain 1
Biological process (GO): outer dynein arm assembly
Cellular component (GO): cytoplasm
Molecular function (GO): alpha-tubulin binding; dynein heavy chain binding
Source: RefSeq, a predicted model, not a curated record